Molecule: messenger RNA, 1656 nt
Organism: Anopheles maculipalpis
Lineage: Eukaryota; Metazoa; Arthropoda; Insecta; Diptera; Culicidae
Product: major royal jelly protein 1
Exons: 3
Coding region: 1-1656 (551 amino acids)
Cellular component (GO): extracellular region
Source: RefSeq, a predicted model, not a curated record
AUGCAUCACUGGAACUGUUUACUGGCGCUGCUGUGCAGUGGCGCACUGUUCGCAUACGCUCCCUGCCGGGCCGACGGUUCGCACAAGAUGGAGGUCGUCAAGCAGUGGAACCUGCUCAACUACAACUUCCCGUGGGACUACCCGGCCGCCAGCAAGGAGUUCUACAACCCGGAAAAUGUCGUUGCCACCGGUCUGGAGGUGGGGUACGAUCGAAUCUUUAUUGCAACACCGCGCCUUUUCUCGGGCGUACCGGCAACGGUGUCGAGCAUUCCGCGUGGCACCAACGGUGACUCACCCGUGCUGCAGGCUUACCCGGACUGGACGCACCACCGUGCCGCCACGAAGGAGUACAACUGCUCCGACAUUGGGCUGGUGUCGGUGUACCGGUUACGUAUCGAUUCCUGCAACCGACUGUGGGCACUAGACGCUGGAGUGUCCCGUUCGCUCGAAGAUUUUGAGGUGACCUGCCCACCGAAAAUCCUCGUGUACGAUCUGCACACCGAUCAGGUGGUGCGUCGUAUUGACUUUCCGCCAGAGGUGGUGCGCCGUGAAUCGCUCUACACUAACUUGAUCGUGGACGAAACCACAUCCCGACCGGAGAACAAUUGUGACGAUGUGUUCGUGUACAUUACGGACACGGUUGCGCCGGGCAUAGUGGUGUACGACAGCGGUAAAGAUCUGACCUGGCGCGUCAGCCAUCCGGCUAUGUAUCCCGAUCCGGACUUUGCCGAGUCGUCUAUUCUUGAGCAUCGGUUCACGUUGAUGGAUGGUAUCGUGGGGUUAGCGUUCGACAUGGAAGCAGGCAUCGUGUACUUCCAGCCAUUGGCGACUGAUCGCAUUUUCUCCGUGACCACGGCUGCACUUCGUGCUGGACCAUUGCCGUUCGGAAAGGAUCUGCCUGUGAAGUUGGUUGGACGCAAGUCCUCCCAAGGUAUUGGUCUAGGUGCGUCUCCUCGUGGUGGUACCAUCUUCUACUCACCAUUGUCUGAAACAGCCGUCGCAUCUUGGAACCCACGAACAAACGAGCAUCAGAUCCUUGCGCAAGACCAAGAGAAAAUCCAGUUUGCUGCUGAUCUUCGUACCCCAGACCGCGACGGUACGGCUCUCUACGUGCUCACAUCCAAGUUCCAUCGGUUCUUCCUGAAAAACCUCGACGCCAACGAGUUCAACACGCGCAUCCUACGCAUCGAUGGAGUGGUCAUUCCCAGCGGUCAACUCGCCACACAAAACCACUUGCGACCAACGAUUCCCUACGAUACGCUGCACGGAAAUGCUUACUAUCAUCCAUCCGUCGUACUACCAGUGCCGUACAAACCACUGCCACCGGGACAGAGCAUUGCCUUGCCUCCGGCCGCUACGACCUCCACACCGGUGAGCGUGUUUAAUCCGCAAAACAUGCCCUUCGGUCAUCACGGCCUGUUUACCAAGCAGUCAUCGUUUGGGCACAGCACCAUCCUUGGACAGGGAAAACCAUCGCAACCGUUCUUUUCGCUAAACAACGGUGAAAAAUCAUUCCCUCCGUCUAUCGGUUCACGGCCACAGUACGGUGCAAACGGAGCACCGAUUUUCAUACCGAAGAUUAAUCAGAACUUCAACGAUCUGAACCUGUUGCGGUAUCGGAAGAGCUUAUCGGUAAAUGCCACGGCUGUACACUGA